AUGCAGUUCCAGUCGGAGGUCGUUUAUGCCAUAGUCGGAUGCCAGCCCCCGGUGCUACAUGGUGACACUUGGGUUGUACUGAUGCCUAGGAUCGGCAGUGCGGGUGGCUUAGUCAAGCUAGUUGGCCAUCAAGGACAUGCAAGGAUUUUGAGUACGGGUGGUUUCAUCGACAGUCACAGGGAUCAGCCUUUCAUCAAGGAUGCGGCGAGUAUUUCUGGCGUUUAUGACAUCACGGGUCGCUUUCACGUGUUGCCACGUCCUGUUGCAGCCAUGUCCAUUCGGGCGUGGUUGGAACAGCAUGGGCAAGCGCUCAGCCGUCAUAUGUGGAUGACGGUCAACGGCUCACGAGGUUCCUUCGAUGAGGUUAUUCAAGCAGGUGAAUCUAUCAUCGUUAGAUUGCGUGCCCGCCUGCUAGGAGGAGGAGGCAAGUCGCCGGACUUUCAGAAGUUGUGCAAGCAUCUGGUUCAGAAAGGAGUGCCCGAAUCAGCUGCGACUCAGCGUGCCAACCAGAUUCAAGAAGCUAUCGGAGAAGCAGCCAUCCAAGCGGCGUAUGCCAGCUUGGACCCGUGGAAGCAUCUGAAAGAAUCUGCAGGAAAGAAAGUCAGACUGGUGCUACCGGAGGAACUCCGCGCAAAAAGCAGUGCCACAAAGAAGACCAGCGAGGCAAAAGACCCUUGGGCGGAAACUGAUCCUUGGUCGGAGGCUAUUGCAAACAAGCAAGCCAAUGUUGAAGAUAUUCAGUUGGUGCCGGAUUUCUUCGUGGAUGGUCAUCAUCAGCCACUUCCGUUGUUGAAGUCACUUACAUCUGGAGCCAAGGGAGUUGUGCUUGCUUCUGUCAAGGAUGUGGAGGUGUUUGCACAGCUCAAUGGGGCAUCUUCUGAUGAUGAGCUGGCGGCAAUUACGUUAGGGCUCAUCCCUCCCAAGACGGGCAAGGUCGAACCGAUUGCGAUCACGCUUCCAGUGAUCCAUGGGUCGGACAAGUUAUUGGUCAAGGGUUUUUUGAUCAAUUUGGGCCUGCAGCCGGCGAUGACGAACAAUGCGAUGCCACAGUUCAUGGCCGAAUCGCAUGACAUGUCGGUUUUGACAGUUGAGGCCCGAAAGGAAUACAUCAAUGAGCAGGACUGGCGGCAAGUGAUCGACAAUCCAAUCCGCUAUGUUCGUAGUGCCAUCAAAGGGUUUCAGAGCGCUGUGGUUGGUUCGUGGAGCCGCAAGUUCUUCAAUGAUAGGAAGCCUGCGAGUGCGGAAGAUGCUACAUCUUUCCAUUGCUUUGUGCGUGUUGAUUCGGAAUCAGUUGAGCCACUCCUGGCUCAGUCUGGCCAAGGCGGGAUUUUUAUGGUCCCAAAGGAUGAGUGCGGAACUGCGUCAGGGAAGUUCCGAAUCUUGUGGCUAGACACAGUAUGUUUGGAAAGAGCUUCGGCAAUGCAAAGAGCGAACGCUGAAUCUUGCGGCCUGACGCGGGGCAAAACAUCCUUAGGCCUCCGUGUGAGACCUCAGGACUACCAGAAAGUGCGACGGCGUCUUGAACCGAGCUGGGACCCCGAGAACAUCAUGGUCGAUGUGAGUGUUGAGCGGCGCUGGACACUCGCACCAAUCCCGCAUGAAACCAGCAAGAAAUCAGUGCAGCUUCUUCUCAAUUCCAUGCAUUGGCGUGCUACUCCCAUCAAGCAAACAGGAUCGUGCGCAUGGCUUGUGGGAUCCGAAGCUUCUGCCGAGCCUCCGGCAGACACAGUGCAAUUCGGAGAUCACCUUGUCCUCAUCUCGGAAAUCAAGAACCGUAAGCCUGUUCAGCAGGAAGACGCAGUGGUUGCAGGGCCUAAAUCAUUGCGCAAAGCAUUGGGCAGGCAACUUGCGGCUGGAGAUUGUGUAUCCUUGUGUAGCACUGUUUCCUCGUUGCCUUCGGGCUCAGCUCCCUCAACCGUUGGUCCAACCCGCCUUCUUGUUGGAGAGCUCAAGACGGAAGUAGACGACAAGCUUGAGGCAAUGAGAAAUGACUUCAGGCAGGCCAUGUCUGAACUCACGAAUCAACUCCAAGCAUCCGAAAGCAUCGCAUCGAGUCGUGCUGCUGAGAUCGAGCUCAGGCAACAGAGCCAGGAAGAGCGGCUCGGGAGUGUUGAGCAAUCCGUGCAGUCCUUGGCAGACAAAGUAGUUACUAAAGUUGACUUGUCCACUGCUUUGCAAGCGGCCAUGGAGCAGCAGACACGUGAUCUAAGAUCUCUGCUAGCGAAACGUUCACCAGAUUGCACUCCUUCGAGUGAUCCCAAAAUGCAGAAAACAGGAUGA
Symbiodinium necroappetens is the source of this 2280-nucleotide messenger RNA. NCBI's taxonomy places the organism in Eukaryota, Dinophyceae, Suessiales, Symbiodiniaceae. The record is from the annotation of a GenBank genome assembly.